AUGGGCAACUCCGAGUCAUCUUCCUCCGAUCCCCGAUUCAUAUCCGCCGCCAGAGCAUUCACUCAGUCGGAGCUGGAAGACCUAAGAUCGCUCCACUCAUCGCUAGCCGCCAAGUCCCAUAGCAAUGGCGAGCACGUCUCUCUUCCCGUCUUCAAGGAGUAUAUUGGAAUCGACGGGCCCUUGGGCGAUAGGGUUUUUGAUUUGGUUACAGAAAGGAGGAAAGAUGAGAAGCUUAACUUUGAAGACCUUGUUAUUGCCAAGGGAACUUAUGAGAAGGGAACAAAUGAGGACAUUGAAGAAUUCAUCUACGGACUAUUAGAUGUAUCAGGAGAUGGUAAUGUGGGAAGGUCUGAUCUUGAAGUCGUAUUAACAUCUAUGCUUGAUAAUCUAUUUCAUCAACAAUGUUCCGAGCCUAAGGCAAGAUCUCAUCAGGAAAUUAUUGAGGUUUUCAUCAACGCUGCCAAUUUUACAAGUAAUGGCAUGUCUCUUGAAGAUUUCCGAAAAUGGUGUACACUUCUUCCAGCUGUCAGGAAAUUUUUAGGGAGUUUGUUGAUGCCCGCGGAUUCAGGUUCUCAAGUACCAAGGUUACUCUAUCAGGACAUUGAUCCUAAUCAAAUUUUGAUGAGGAGUGAAUACGCCUGGCAUAUUGGAGGAGCACUAUCUCCAACUGAACUGGACGACUGGAAGCUUUUGUAUCACAGUUCAUUGCACGGACAGAGUUUCAACACAUUUCUCGGUCACAUGCCAGACGGACCAACCGUGUUAGUUGUCAAGGAUAGAGAAGGUUGCAUUUAUGGAGGCUAUGCUUCUCAGGCAUGGGAAAGGCAUGCUGAUUUUUAUGGGGAUAUGAGAUCUUUUCUCUUUCAGCUAUACCCUAAGGCAUCGAUUUUUCGCCCAACAGGAGCAAAUCAUAAUUUACAAUGGUGUGCCGUGAAUUUCAGUUCGGAGAGCAUCCCGAACGGCAUAGGGUUCGGAGGACGAGUGAACCAUUUCGGACUCUUCAUUUCGGCAAACUUCGAUCAGGGCCAUACUUUUGCCUGCACGACUUUUGCCAACCCGUGCCUGUCGACCACGCCCCGAGUAUAUCCAGAAAUAAUUGAAUGUUGGGGAGUGGUGCCGAGAAAAGCUCACCAGGAGAGACCCGAAGCUGUGAAAGGUACUGUUCUAGAGAGGUUUAAGGAGGACCGACACAUGCUCAACAUGGUCGGUCUUGCUAACUCAAGUGAGUGA
This is a messenger RNA of Striga hermonthica, 1230 nucleotides long. The record is from the annotation of a GenBank genome assembly. Lineage: Eukaryota; Viridiplantae; Streptophyta; Magnoliopsida; Lamiales; Orobanchaceae.